Ylistrum balloti is the source of this 2437-nucleotide messenger RNA. RefSeq names its product dynein regulatory complex protein 10-like. NCBI's taxonomy places the organism in Eukaryota, Metazoa, Mollusca, Bivalvia, Pectinida, Pectinidae. The record is from RefSeq and is a predicted model, not a curated record. Gene Ontology annotation, molecular function: protein binding. Bases 119 to 1672 code for a protein of 517 amino acids. The transcript is spliced from 4 exons.
CAACUGUGGAAAUGAUUACGGUAUAGAGGUAAUCCAAAAUUAAGUUUUUCGUUAAAAAGGUUAAGUUUAUAACUUAUCACCUCUGAUUCUUUACAUAAAAACAGUUAAAUCUUCAAAAAUGGCGACUGCGGGUAUCCAAAGUAUGGUGGAAACACUUCCAGUGGAGCCAACCAUGCAAAUAAAGUUGCAAAUGCCACGUCCACCGAAAGGUGUCCCGGGAGCAGGAGGCCCCAGCAAAAUGAGGAAUAGACUUAGACUAGAUCCAUCAAGGGCUUUAGAACCGGCCAGGAAAAAAAUUGCUACAAUAGAAGCACAACGAGUUAUGUCAGUAUUUGAAGACACCAUCCACAGGAUAGAAAUGGUCAGUAUACUGCCAUAUUUAUUGAAUAACGUUGACAGGUUUCGUGUUAGUCUGGGAGCUGAACUAGCAGGGCAUUUGGAAAAUCACCAAGUAAUCCAGGAAAGCUAUCAGGAGAUUAAACAGCAGCUUGAUAUACAAAUAAGACAAAACCGUAAACAGCAUCAGAAAGUUACUGCACGUCCAAGUACAGGGGGUUCUUUCACCAGUGAAGGAAGAGCCUACAGUCAAUACAGUGGAGAUGAUACUACUGCUCCAACAAUGCCAACAGAGGAAAGUGAGAUGAAGGAUGACAAGGGCAUGGAUGUAUUUGAUGAAGCUGAAGAAGAUGCACAGAGUGAGCGACAGUCAAGCUCUCGACAAAGCGAUGUGUCAAAUAUUAGCGCAGCCAGCUUCAACAGCACAAUUGAUCGAACCAUGAGGAAUUUGAAUUUAGUUGCUCAACAGCUGAGUACUUCCUGCAAAAAUAUCAUCCGAUGUUUUUAUCUCAAUACUGCGGCAAUGAAGACCAUAAUGAACCAGGCAAGCUCUACCAUUCCUAACAGUAACAAGUUGCUGAUUCAGUACCUAAAUGAACUGAAGGAGAUUCUCCUGAAUAAACUGCUAACAACUCCUGAAGAAGAGAGUGAAAGGAUGGAUUACAUCCAAGAAAUUUCUCUGAGAGAGAGAAAUAAUGCUGCUAUCAUUGAGAAAUUGGAGGAAGAAUUGAGAGCUGCCAUGGCUGAUAAAGACGAAGAGAUCAAAAAGAAAAAUGAUGUAAUCAGGAGAAUUCAAGCUGAUCUCCGCCAGAUUGAGAAAUUCUCUGAGGAAAAUAUGAAACGAGUCCAAACUGAAGCAGAGAAACAGGAGGCAGCCGACAUUAAGACAAGCGAUGGAAAGAAACAGCGGUUACUUCAGGAACUACAGCAACUGAAGACCCAGAAUCAGAAUUUGAUUACGGAGCACAGAGAAAGCGAACAGGAUUUGAGAAGAAAAAAGUUCAGGGUGGAGUCCCAGGUGGAAAACUUGAUACAAAAGUUUGAUGCCGAUAUGACCGAGAGACAGAAUGAAUAUGAAGAGAUUGACACAGAGUACACAAAAGAAAAGAAACAACUCCAUGAACUGGAGGAGCGUUUCAAGACUCUGGAGGAUGAGUACCAACAGAUCAUGGAGGAACGACGUAUCGCCCGCGAGAAACGUGAAGCCGCAGAGCGUGACAUGUCCAACAUGGUGAAGGCUGCCACUACCAUACAGGCCUUCUGGAGAUCAUUCAAGGUCAGGAAGGCACUCAAAGGUCGCAAGAAGAAGGGUGGUGGUGGAAAGAAGAAGAAAUAAACAGCUGUGAAAUCAAGAUUUCAUGAGAAAAUUUGAUGUCAAAAGCGAAAUCUGGAAAAAGAAAUGUUGGACUUCUUCAAUUUGUUUAAUAUAAAUAAAGGCUAUUUUGUCCAUUCUAUGGAGUAAAAAAAUAUUUCAAAUGCCCGUCACUCUUUAUGUCAUGGAACUUUUCCCUAUGUAUAAAUCUUACACCUUCAGGACCACUUCAUGUACACACUAACAGCUUGUCCAAUUAUUAUGGUAUCAUUUAAUUAGAAAUGUAGUGAUGUGCAAAAAAAAAAAGGAUCAACAGUGUGUCACAUUUUGAUUUCUCUGAAUCAUUGAACAGAUUCAUAUUUUGCUUGUAUGUACCAGGUAUUUGUGUAAAUAUUUGAAAAUUCCCUUGUCAUCUCUUAACGUUUCUCCAGACAUCAGACUACAUCAGUUCUAAAAGGUGAUACAUUUUUUUGUUUCUUGUGAAAAAUCAAUAUUUGUAAUUUUUGUUUACAUUAAGCUAGGUAAUGUAGAUUUUGUGUUUGUUUUUGAUGAUGCUGAAAACAUGCGAUCUAUGUACUUUUGAGAUCACAUGAUCUUCUAAAACAAAAAAUAUCAGAUUGGUUGUGUCAGAUCUACUAUAAUGUGAAUGCUUCUAAUGACACCCAAUACUGUACUAGAUUGUGUCUAUUCAGAAGAAAGUAGGGAUAUUAAUAUAUUACAUAUAUGAUUGUUUUCAUUACUUUGUGUUGACUGUGAUAAUAAUAUUGUUAUUGAUUUUGUAAAUAUUAA